Molecule: messenger RNA, 1079 nt
Organism: Balaenoptera ricei (Rice's whale)
Lineage: Eukaryota; Metazoa; Chordata; Mammalia; Artiodactyla; Balaenopteridae
Gene: GJD4
Product: gap junction protein delta 4
Exons: 3
Coding region: 1-987 (328 amino acids)
Biological process (GO): cell communication
Cellular component (GO): connexin complex
Source: RefSeq, a predicted model, not a curated record
AUGGACCAGCUGGACCUGCUGGGGUUCCUCGUAAUCACCCUAAACUGCAAUGUGACCAUGGUGGGGAAGAUCUGGCUUAUCUUCAUGGUGCUGCUGAGGAUGGUGGUGCUCAUCCUGGCCGGGUCACCGGUCUACCAGGACGAGCAGGAGAGGUUCGUGUGCAAUACUCUGCAGCCCGGAUGCGCCAACGUUUGCUACGACAUCUUCGCCCCCGUGUCCCACCUGCGGUUCUGGCUGAUCCAGAGCGUGUCUGUUCUCCUUCCAUCCGCGGUCUUCAGUGUCUACGUGCUGCACAAAGGAGCCGAGCAGGCGGCACGUGGAUCCCGCUGGCUGGGUGAUGACUCGGUGGACCACGACGGCCCCGAACUGACCCCUGGGGCCAGGCGCUGCCUGACGGUGCCGGACUUCUCCUCGGGCUACGUGGUCCACCUCUGCCUCCGGACCCUGACGGAGGCCGCUUUCGGUGCCCUGCAUUACCUCCUCUUCGGAUUCUUGGUCCCCAAGAGAUUCUCGUGCACGCACCCUCCUUGCACCAGCGUGGUGGACUGUUACGUCUCUCGGCCCACGGAGAAGUCCAUCCUGAUGCUUUUCGUCUGGGCGGUCUGCGCGCUGUCCUUUCUGCUCAGUGUCGCCGACCUUGUCUGCAGCGUGCGCUGGAAGACGCGCAGGCGACCCGGCGGGGCCCGGAGGAGGCCGUGUCAAGGGGCGGGGGGUGCGGCGCGGGAGGGACACGGGGCGCACGGGGGACGUGGGGCGCGCGCUCGCCGGGGCCUGCGGACUGGAGGGCAGGGCACGUACAGCCCCGCAGCGGAGCCCACCGUGCCGGGGCACCCGGAGCUGCCAGGGGAGGACGAGAGCGACUCGCUGUCCUCAGCCAGCGACCAGCCGCGCGGGGCCGGGCCAGGAGCGGCGGCCCCGGGGUGGGAGGAGCGCCCGUGCGCGCCGAGCGCCCCGCUCCCGGGCCCCAGCAAGUCCGAGUGGGUGUGAGCGGCCGGCGUCCCGCCCCGGGAGCGAGGCGACCCGGACCGAGAACAUCGACCCGCGGAAAGGGGAGCUCCUCUGCUCUCCUCCGCUCGCCC